Molecule: messenger RNA, 920 nt
Organism: Alternaria rosae
Lineage: Eukaryota; Fungi; Ascomycota; Dothideomycetes; Pleosporales; Pleosporaceae
Exons: 2
Coding region: 227-643 (138 amino acids)
Source: RefSeq, a predicted model, not a curated record
GACCGGCCAGCGCGUGUCAGCUGGCGUCCAUCCGGUAGCCAUCACCAUGAAUUCUUAUCAAUACCUCUCACUUGAACCGUCUUCGAAUCAAGGCGUGGGAAUGUCUCUUGCAUUCGCGUAGGCGUGCGACAUCGAAACAUUUCUCACAAACCUCAGCCAUCUCUAGCCCGACCUCCAUCAAAACCAGCAGCUUUUCACAGGCGUUUCGGUGGUCAUCUUGACAUCGAUGGCAGUCAUAUUCACUGAGGCGGUCCAACAUGUUCGCAACCUCUGGAUACCAUGGCGGCACUACCUGCGCAUCCAGAUCCUUAUGGUAGUGAUUCUCACCACACUUUUCUUCUUCAUCCUCGUCCCAGAGCAGUAUACAUCUCUUGAGAAAAGGAGCUGGGGCGGAUGGGACGAUCGCGCAAACGCGGAGCGAUGCUAUAGGCAGGAACGUACAGCAACGUUGCUAGCUUUCUGGCUCGGUGUGCUUGGUAUAGAUCAAUGGUAUGCACGUCACUGGAUUUUGGCUGUGUUCAAGAUGGUCACUCUGGGCGGACUGGGUGUUUGGGCGCUUGUCGAUAUCAAUUUGUGGAUUGUUGGUGGGUACUAUGGUACCCCAGGGUGUCCAGGUGGUAACAAGAAAGAAUGGCUUUACUGAGACAGGAUGUACACCACGUAUUGUAGUACUUCGAUGGGGAGAAUUGGGGUUUACUUGAUUGGGUAUCUACCUGGGUAGGUAGUCAUCGGGAAUUCUGGUGUGCCCACUUCCUAACUGUUAACGUUCACUCCUUGGUUGCGCAAUGCUUUCCAAUGUCACAUUGUUCGUGUCGUUUAGCAUUGGGUGUUCGAGCGUGAGGACAUGGUCGAGGGCGAAGUUAAUGGGUAUCAGCAGAUGCGCGUGCGCCGAAAGCGGGGCCGCGAGUGAGCUGUGACGA